AUGCCGACUUUUGGCGGCGCCGACGCAGCGCAUAAAGCAUUUGCAUCACCCUGUCCCCCCUCACCUUCUCACCCGCGCCACAAACAAACCCCCGUCACCCGCAAGAUGAGUGCGUACUCGUCAAAACCGGUAGCCAUGCUCAUACACGAAGACGCACCCCACCAUUUUCUUUUGUAUUUCGAUCUCUAUCUAAGAUCUAUGGUCUAUCGCACUGUGGGAUGCUGCGCCCAUGUCAUGGUGGUAGCUUGGUACCUUGGGUAUGCUCGUUACGAGGAAGUUGUGCAUCAACCUGCUAGAUUUUUGGAUCUAAUAAUAAACGAGUAUUUAUAGAAUCGCAUUAUGUUAUACUAAUUGAUUGUUUAA
This is a messenger RNA of Diatraea saccharalis (sugarcane borer), 363 nucleotides long. NCBI's taxonomy places the organism in Eukaryota, Metazoa, Arthropoda, Insecta, Lepidoptera, Crambidae. The record is from the annotation of a GenBank genome assembly.